AUGGCUUGCUCGAGUUUGAUUAAACUGAACGCCGCCUCCUCAUCGUGGAUCGCCGGCCAGAACCCCGUCAAUUCGCGCCCUCGAUCGGCGCCGCAUCUCAACAAGCGCCGCGUCACUGCCGUCCGUGCCGGAUCUUACACCGAUGAGCUCGUUAAAACUGCUAAAUCUAUUGCAUCUCCAGGUCAUGGGAUCCUUGCAAUAGACGAAUCAAAUGCGACGUGCGGAAAGAGGUUGGCUUCCAUUGGACUUGACAACACCGAAACCAACAGGCAAGCUUAUAGGCAGCUUCUGCUUACGACUCCUGGGUUGGGUGAUUAUAUCUCUGGCGCCAUUCUAUUUGAGGAGACACUUUACCAGUCAACCACCGACGGGAAGAAGUUUGUGGACUGCUUGCGUGAUGAGAACAUUGUGCCCGGUAUCAAAGUCGAUAAGGGUUUGGUCCCACUACCAGGGUCGAACAACGAAUCUUGGUGCCAGGGAUUAGAUGGGUUGGCAUCUAGGUCUGCUGAAUACUAUAAGCAAGGGGCUCGUUUUGCCAAAUGGAGAACUGUUGUAAGCAUACCUUGUGGUCCUUCUGCUCUAGCUGUUAAAGAAGCAGCUUGGGGUCUUGCUCGUUAUGCUGCAAUUUCUCAGGACAAUGGCCUUGUGCCGAUUGUGGAACCUGAGAUUCUUCUUGAUGGAGACCACCCAAUUGAGAGGACACUCAAAGUGGCUGAAAAAGUGUGGGCUGAGGUUUUCUACUACCUGGCAGAGAAUAAUGUUACCUUUGAAGGGAUUUUGCUGAAACCAAGCAUGGUAACUCCGGGGGCUGAGCAUAAAGAGAAGGCUUCUCCAGAUACCAUUGCUAAAUUUACACUCACCAUGCUUAGAAGAAGAGUGCCACCUGCAGUGCCAGGAAUCAUGUUCUUGUCUGGGGGACAAUCUGAAGCCGAGGCAACACUAAACCUGAACGCAAUGAACCAAAGCCCCAACCCGUGGCACGUCUCAUUCUCCUAUGCAAGAGCACUCCAGAACACUGUGCUCAAGACAUGGCAAGGCCGCCCAGAAAAUGUCGAAGCUGCUCAGAGAGCACUUUUGGUGCGCGCAAAGGCAAACUCGUUGGCACAGCUCGGGAAGUACUCUGCCGAGGGCGAAAGUGAAGAGGCAAAGAAGGGAAUGUUUGUCAAGGGCUAUACUUACUAA
Molecule: messenger RNA, 1182 nt
Organism: Striga hermonthica
Lineage: Eukaryota; Viridiplantae; Streptophyta; Magnoliopsida; Lamiales; Orobanchaceae
Source: the annotation of a GenBank genome assembly